Molecule: messenger RNA, 1302 nt
Organism: Antechinus flavipes (yellow-footed antechinus)
Lineage: Eukaryota; Metazoa; Chordata; Mammalia; Dasyuromorphia; Dasyuridae
Product: keratin-associated protein 5-6-like
Exons: 3
Coding region: 1-798 (265 amino acids)
Source: RefSeq, a predicted model, not a curated record
AUGAGCUGCUGUGGCUGUUCAGGAGGCUGUGGCUCCAGCUGUGAGGGCUGUGGCUCCAGCUGUGGGGGCUGUGGCUCUAGCUGUGGGGGCUGUGGCUCCAGCUGCUGUGUGCCCGUCUGCUGCUGCAAACCUGUGUGCUGCUGUGUGCCAGCCUGCUCCUGCUCUAGCUGUGGUGGAGGCUGCAAGGGAGGCUGUGGCUCUAGCUGUGGGGGCUGCAAAGGAGGCUGUGGUUCCAGCUGUGGGGGCUGCAAGGGAGGCUGUGGUUCCAGCUGUGGAAGCUGUAAGGGAGGCUGUGGCUCCAGCUGUGGGGGCUGUAAGGGAGGCUGCUGUGGCUCCAGCUGUGGGGGCUGCAAGGGAGGCUGUGGCUCCAGCUGUGGGGGCUGCAAGGGAGGCUGUGGCUCCAGCUGUGGAGGCUGCAAAGGAGGCUGUGGCUCCAGCUGUGGGUGCUGCAAGGGAGGCUGUGGCUCCAGCUGUGGGUGCUGCAAGGGAGGCUGUGGCUCUUGCUGUGGGGGCUGCUGUCAGUCCAGCUGCUGCAAACCUUGCUGCUGCCAGUCCAGCUGCUGCAAGCCUGUCUGCUGUUGUGUGCCUGCUUGCUGCUGCUCCAGCUGUGGUGGAGGCUGUGGGGGUUGUUGCCAGUCCAGCUGCUGUAAGCCCUGCUGCUGCCAGUCCAGCUGCUGCAAGCCCUGCUGCUGCCAGUCCAGUUGCUGCAAGCCCUGCUGCUGCCAGUCCAGCUGCUGCAAGCCCUGCUGCUGCCAGUCCAGCUGCUGUGCUCCCGUUUGCUGCCAGUGUAAGAUCUGAGGCUCACUUCAUUCACUCCCCAUUUGAGGAAAACUUGCUCCUCCUCAGCAAGACCUCUCCUCCACUCCCAUCUCCCAUCCCCAGCUCCUGUCUCAGCAUCCUUGAUGAUGACCCAGGCCCCAGGAUCAUCAGGGAAUCCUGAGCCUCGGAUUUCCUCAUUUUCUUUCUUAGCCAGGAAACAGCAGUCACUGCUGUGACAACUCCCAUCCUCUCAUCCUUCACACACUUCACACACUUACCUACUCUGCCAAGGGAACAUCACCUUGCCAAGAACACCCGGCAAAGGGCUGCCCAGCACACCAUGCAGACCCCCAGCGGAACCUCUGGUAAUCUCCAAGGAUCAUCUGCCCUGCCCCCAGAUGCGAGGCCAACAUGGGGGAUUGCUGAGCUGCCUCCCAAUUGCCUUUAUUCGCGGACUCCCCAACUCACUCCUCCAAAAGGUCUCUUUGCUUAUCUUGGCUACCCUGAGCUGUCCCUGAAAACCUAGAUAAUCAUUUGUUUCAA